Messenger RNA from Trematosphaeria pertusa, 2270 nucleotides. Its product is annotated as AP endonuclease. Lineage: Eukaryota; Fungi; Ascomycota; Dothideomycetes; Pleosporales; Trematosphaeriaceae. The transcript is spliced from 4 exons. Bases 15 to 1916 code for a protein of 633 amino acids. Gene Ontology annotation, molecular function: DNA-(apurinic or apyrimidinic site) endonuclease activity; zinc ion binding; phosphoric diester hydrolase activity. Gene Ontology annotation, biological process: base-excision repair. The record is from RefSeq and is a predicted model, not a curated record. Gene Ontology annotation, cellular component: nucleus; mitochondrion.
CGAUACUACACUGGAUGAAGCGCUCUAGGAGCUUGAUUUCUUUUGCAUUAAUCGGCUCUUCUCGUUCUUUCCCUGGUCUGCAAUUGGUUUCGAGCCGCAACUCCUCUCCCGCGCUUUGCAGUCCCGCGCAAUCGUCAUCGAAAGCGCGUCUUCGGGCGCUUCACUGCUGUCGUGCCGACGAACUCAAUUACUUUUGGACUUCCUCGUACGGCUUCACCAAGCAGGACAGAGCCCCCGGCGACCUUGUUAGCCCGACGCCACGUCCACUACCACUUCGCCCAUCCUUGAAGCCUGCAGCGCCCCUCCAAUUGCAAAACCCCAGUGGUAAAGGUCCUCCCCUCUCGUUACCUGCGCACGUAUACACUCUUCUCUCCUUCCACGCUCGACCGUACACCCUCCUCGCUUCUUCUCCCACCCUCACUCCAGCGAUAGCCAUAAUGGCGCGAAACCUUACCGAGGCUUUGUCGGAUUCGUCGCUAUCACCUCCUCCUGACGACCUCAUGGCGCCCGCAGUAGCAGCUGAGACCAAGACCGAUCUUUCCGUCAAGAUCGUCGCCAAUGGAAAGAAACGCAAGGCCGAGACCACAGUCAAGGCCACUAAGCGAGCACGGAAGGCCACUGUCGAGGAGCAUGCCAAUGGCAAUUCCGAUGCCGAAGCUGGCGCUGAGGAGGGUAAGCGCCCCAAGCGACCCCGCAAAAAGAUGAAGGUCGAGGAGGACUCCGUCGAGGAAGAGGUCAAGAUUGCCGAAGGUGAGGACGGGGCGGAGGCCAAAGUCAAGCAGAAGCGGCAGCGAAAGAAGAAAGUGGAGGAUAUACCGCCGCUGGAGGAACGCACGGCUGACAGCAAGCUGCGUGUUGGUGCACAUGUUAGCAUCGCUGGAGGCGUGCACAACUCGAUCGCCAAUUUCUUGCAUAUUGGCGCAAACGCUUUCGCACUCUUCCUGAAGAAUCAACGCAAGUGGGACAAUCCAGUCCUCGACCCUGACCAUGCGACGCUCUUCAUUGACGGAUGUCAAAAGCAUGGCAUCCACCCUGGCGAAUGCUGUGUUCCGCACGGGUCAUACUUGGUCAAUCUUGCUCAUCCGGACGAGGAUAGGAAGAAACAAGCAUACGACUCCUUCUACGACGACCUGACGCGCUGCCACAAGCUCGGCAUCAAGCUAUACAACUUCCACCCGGGCAAUGCGAACGCCACCACCCGUGAAGGCGGUAUCAAGCUCAUCGCUGAAGCCAUCAACAAGGCCCACAAGGAUCCGGAGACCGGCGAGGUCAUCACUCUGCUAGAGACUAUGGCCUCGCUCGGCAACACCAUCGGCGGCACCUUCAAGGACAUUGCCGACAUCAUCGAGCUCGUCGAGAACAAGGACCGCGUCGGCGUAUGCCUAGACACUUGCCACAUCUUCGCAGCAGGCUACGACCUGCGAACUCCUAAGGCCUACGCUGAGACAAUGAAAAAGUUCGACGAAAUCAUCGGCCUAGAGUACCUCAAAGCCUUCCACAUCAACGACAGCAAAGCCCCCCUCGCCUCCUACCGCGACCUCCACGCCCGUAUCGGCACCGGCUACCUCGGGCUGCGCGCCUUCCACAACAUCGUCAACGACGAGCGCCUGCACGGGCUGCCCAUGGUGCUCGAGACGCCGAUUGAUGUCACUGACGAGAACGGCAAGAAGGUCGAGGACAAGUCAAUAUGGGCGCGCGAGAUCAAGAUGCUAGAGAAGCUUGUUGGUAUGGACGUGAAGAGCCAGGAGUUCAAGAAAUGGGAGACGGACCUGGCCGCGGAGGGCGCGAGCGAGCGCAAACGUAUUGGUGAUCAGGUCAAGCGGAAGGCGGAGAAGGACUCUACGCCCAAGAAGAAGCGGGGCAAGAAGAUGAAGGUUGAGAGUGAGGAUGAGGCCGAGGAGGACGCCGAGGAGUAGUGGCGGGUCGGGUGGACGACAAAAUGGGCGGAUGUACGAAUAGCUGAGCUUAUCUGGACGGAUAUCGAGACGGUCGUGCGUUCGGGGCAGGCAUUGGCAGCCGACUAAGAAGCGCUCUUUCUCGGCUCCAGCGCGCUCGCGGAUACAUCGAUUGCCCUGUUUUCCAUGGGCCAUCUGGCGUGGCUUUUUCAUCUACAAGCGAGAAUAUGGUUCAGGCGGUAUUUAUCCAUUCAGGUUUUGGGCAUGCAUAUCAUUAUGGGAUAUAGCAUCGGCAUCAGCAUCGACAUCAGCGUGGUACCAAAUCCCUCUAGCUGCAUAGCUAGUAAGAAUUUCUGCGACUGAAACUGAUUCAGG